UUUAGAUAAGACUUUUUAAUACUACGUACAUUUUAUAUAUCCCAAAAUGUUUAGAUGUAUUCAAAUUGGACUCAAGAAUUGAUUCUUUUCAAAACAUGGACUUAGAAGCCCAACUACAAACAUAAAUCCAUCGGCGACAAAAGGACCCGCCACUGGCGCGGGAAGGUUUUUAUUAGACCCGUGUUCUAAUUGCCUAAUUGGAACAGAAAUUGGUUUUUAUUUUUUAUUCCAAAAAAAUACAUAUUGUUCGUGGAAGCACCUCAAAGGAUCAUUGGCUGAGUCGUAUUCUGACGCCUUUCGCUGAAGCACUCCCAAAGGUUUGUUCAUUCAUCUACGAUUUUUCAAUCAUAUCAGAUCUGUUUUUUCUCUUACAAUUUUUCUAUUGAUGAAUCGUAAAGUAUUGAAUCUUAAAUCUUGAAUUACAUUGAAAACGGCGGCAAUGUGAAUGGUUGCACCCUCUUAUCUUUGUAAUGUUGUUCAGAUACCUUUGAAAACCCAAGAAUUUCAGAGGUAUUGCGUUUGUAUCUUGAUGAAUUCAACCAUUUCCGUGUCAUCUGCAGUUUCCUCUAAAGUGGGAAACAAGACUGACUUCUUUUUCUGGGUUCUUGUUUGCUUACUACCUAAGUUCAUUAAGAGACAUACACUACACUGGGACUUGUAUUUGAUUGUUAAGGGUGUUGAUAGGAUUUCACAGAUUCUUCUAACUUUUGAACUGCUUAGAAAGACUGAGGUUUAGUUCUUCUCUGGCCAUCUGCAUCUCUGAUCAGUAUUGUCAGCAUGGUUUUCUCUCAGAUCAUUUCUACCACAAAGUCUUACAUGCCAAAAUCCUUUACCAAUGCUUUUCUUCUACCUCUUAGUCCUCCUGAUGAUCCCUCAGAGCAGGUUGAGUUGGACUUUUCUGAUGUUUUUGGCCCUUUAAAUGAACAACCUAGUAUUGGGAUAUCCGAAAGUCCUACUGUUAGUGAGCUCGUAUAUGAUGAUCCUGAGGUUAUCUGCAACCGAUCACAUUCUUUGGUGGGUCCCUCUUCGUUUGUGAGUCAAUCUUUAAAACUUGGCCGGCUCACCCUUCAUGAAACAGAAGCAUCUGUGGAUGUUUUGGAAAGUUUAACCAUUGAAACAAUUAAAGAAGAUCAAACGAUAGGCCUUGAAGAUUUUGAAGUUAUGAAACUCGUUGGACAGGGUGCGUUUGGAAAAGUUUUCCAGGUGAAAAAGAAGGGGACAUCUGAAAUCUAUGCAAUGAAGGUGAUGAGGAAGGACAAGAUUAUGGAAAAGAACCAUGCUGAGUACAUGAAAGCAGAGAGGGAUAUCUUGACAAAGAUAGAUCAUCCCUUUGUCGUCCAGCUUAGAUAUUCAUUUCAGACCAAAUACAGACUUUACCUUGUGCUAGACUUCAUUAAUGGUGGGCACCUAUUCUUUCAGCUUUACCGUCAAGGUCUUUUCAGAGAGGAUCUUGCACGCAUAUAUACAGCAGAAAUUGUAUCAGCGGUGUCUCAUCUUCAUGAAAAUGGUAUAAUGCACAGGGAUCUCAAACCAGAAAAUAUUUUGCUGGAUGCAGAUGGCCAUGCAAUGCUGACUGACUUUGGUUUAGCAAAACAAUUUGAGGCAGAUAAGAGAUCAAACUCCAUGUGUGGAACGGUGGAUUAUAUGGCACCUGAAAUUAUUCUUGGAAAAGGCCAUGAUAAGGCUGCUGACUGGUGGAGUGUAGGGAUUUUGCUUUUUGAGAUGCUUACUGGAAAGCCUCCUUUUAUUGGUAACAGAGAGAAAGUUCAGCAGAAAAUAAUUAAGGAGAGAAUCAAACUGCCAACAUAUUUAUCUAGUGAAGCACAUUCUCUACUGAAAGGGCUACUGCAAAAGGACUCAAGCAAACGGAUAGGCAGUGGGCCAAAGGGAAGUGAUGAGAUAAAGGGCCACAAAUGGUUUAAGCCCAUCAACUGGAAGAAACUGGAGGCAAGGGAAGUACAGCCCAGUUUCCGUCCUGAAGUUGCUGGAAAGCAGUGUAUUGCAAAUUUUGACAAGUGCUGGACUGAUAUGCCCCUGCAAGAUUCCCCUGUUUCCAGCCCUAAUUGUGAUCUCUUUCAGGGAUUCACCUACGUGAGACCCGCUGCCUCCUUCCUUCGGAGGAGCAGUAGCCCUCUCGGCUAGGUACCAUAAUCUGCUUCCUUCCUAGGGUAUAUACUACGUAUAAUAAUAAGCUAUACUAUUGGAUUUAGCAUUGAGUAAUUGAGUUUGACCCUCGUAGUUGAAUUUAUGCUUUAUUUUAUUUCCCAACAAUAAAUUAUGUGCUUGUAUGAGAUUCUAUUUUAUUUAAUGUCCUUUUUCACUUUUUGCCU
Cuscuta epithymum is the source of this 2330-nucleotide messenger RNA. Lineage: Eukaryota; Viridiplantae; Streptophyta; Magnoliopsida; Solanales; Convolvulaceae. The record is from the annotation of a GenBank genome assembly.